Molecule: messenger RNA, 2244 nt
Organism: Liolophura sinensis
Lineage: Eukaryota; Metazoa; Mollusca; Polyplacophora; Chitonida; Chitonidae
Product: serine-aspartate repeat-containing protein F-like
Exons: 4
Coding region: 1-2244 (747 amino acids)
Source: RefSeq, a predicted model, not a curated record
AUGCAGCAAGUGGCAAUAGUGUCAGAAGUGGGAAUGGUGUCCGAAGUGACAAUAGUGUCAGAAUUGGGAAUCGUGUCAGAAGUGGUAAUGGUGUCAGAAGUGACAAUAGUGUCAGAAGUGGAAAUGGUGUCAGAAGAGGGGAUGGUGUCAGAAGUGAGAAUGGCGUCAAAAGUGAAACGUUUCAGAAGUGACAAUGAUAUCGGAAGUGUCAAGGGUAUCAGAAGUGAGAAUGGUGCCACACAGCACGGCAAUCCAAACACUGACAGUAAUCCCAACACUGACAGCAAUCCGAACACUGACAGCAAUCCAAACACUGACAGUAUUCCGAACACUGACAGCAAUCGGAACACUGACAGCAAUCGGAACACUGACAGCAAUCCAAACACUGACGGCAAUCCAAUCAUCGACAGCAAUCCGAACACUGAGACCGAUCUGAACACCUGCAGCAAUCCAAACACUGACAGUAAUCCAAACACGGACAGCAAUUCGAACACUGACAGCAAUCCAAACACUGACAGCAAUCGGAACACUGACAGCAAUCCAAACACUGACAGCAAUUCAAACACUGGCAGUAAUCCGAACACUGACAGCUAUCUGAACACUGACAUCAAUCCGAAGUCUGACAGCACUCUAAACAUUGACAGCAAUCUGGAUACUGGCAGCAAUGUGAACAUUGACAGCAAUUUGAACACUGACAGCAAUCCGUACGCUGACAGCAAUCUGAGCACUGACAGCAAUCUGAACACUGAGAGCAAUCCGAACACUGACAUCAGUCCGAACACCGACAAUAAUCUCAAUACUGACAGUAAUCCUAAGACCGACGGUAAUCUGAACACUGACAGCAAUCCGAACAUUGACAGCAAUUCAAACACUGACAGCAAUCUGAACACUGACAGUAAUCCGAACACUGACAGCGAUCUGGAUACUGACAGCAAAUCGAACACUAACAGCACUCUGAACACUGACAGUAAUCCAAACACUGACAACAAUCUGGACACUGACAGCAACCCGAACAUUGACAGCAAUUCGAACACUGACAGCAAUCUGAACACUGACAGCAAUCUGAACACUGACAGUAAUCCGAACACUAACAGCAAUCUGGACACUGACAGCUAUUCGAACACUGACAGCACUCUGGACACUGACAGUAAUCCAAACACUGACAACAAUCUGGACACUGACAGCAAUCCGAACACCGACACAAUCCGAACACCGACAGCACUCAGAAAACUGAACACUGACAGUUAUCUGGACAAUGAAGGUAAUCUUGAGAAUGACAGUCACCGGUACACAGACAGUAUUCUGAACACUGACAGUGAUCCGAACACUGACAGAAAUCUGGACGCUAACAGCAGUCCGAACAUUGACAGCAAUUCGAACAUUGACAGCAAUCUGAACACUGACAAUAAUCCGAACACUGACAGCAAUGUGGACACUGACAGCAAUGUGAGCACUAACAGCAAUCCUGACCGUGACAGCCAUUUGAACACUGAGAGCAAUUUGAACACUGACAGCAACCUGAACACUGACAAUAAUCUGAACACUGACAGUUAUCUGGACAAUGAAAGUAAUAUUGACAAUGACAGUCAUCGGUACACAGACAGUAUUCUGAACACUGACAGUAAUCUUGAAACUGACAGUGUAAUUUACACUGACACUCAUAUGGACACUGACGAAGCCAGUAUUGUCGACACUUACAAAAAUCUGGACAGUGACAGUCAUCUGGACAUUGACAGUAAUCUGGACGCUGAGAGUGAUCUGGUCGGUGAACGCAAUGUGGACACUGAAAGUGAUCUGGACAGUGACAGUGAUUUGGACAGUGACGGUGACCUGGACAGUGACAGUGAUCUGGACAGUGACAGUGAUCUGGACACUGAAAGUGACCUGGACAGUGACGGUGACCUGGACAGUGACGGUGACCUGGACAGUGACAGUGAUCUGGACACUGAAAGUGACCUGGAUAGUGACAGUGAUCUGGGGAGUGACAGUGAUUUGGACAGUGACAGUGAUCUGGACAGUGACAGUGAUCUGGAUGCUGACAGUGAACUGGAUGCUGACAGUGAUCUGGACGCUGACAGUGAUCUGGACAGUGACAGUGAUCUGGACAGUGACAGUGAUCUGGACGCUGACAGUGAUCUAGACAGUGACAGUGAUCUGGACACUGACAGUGAUCUGGACACUGACAGUGAUCUGGACACUGACAGUGAUCUGGACGCUGACAGUGAUCUGGACGCUGGACAGUAA